AUGGCGCCCAUUUCCAUCCGGUCCCUCGUCCUCCUCGCGACCGCGCUCGUCAGCGUCAGCGCUGGCAAAAUCUUCACGUCGCCCAGCCAGGUUACGAAGAAGUAUGACUUCAUCGUCGUUGGCGGUGGCACGGCUGGCAGCGUUAUAGCAGCCCGUCUCUCAGAAGUCGCUUCUGUGAACGUGCUGGUCAUCGAGGCCGGCGGGCUCGACAACACCACCUUUUUUGACGCCAUCUACACCCCACUAUUGGCGGGUUCGGCACUUGGAACGGAUAUCGACUGGCAGUACACCUCCGUUCCGCAACCCGGGCUCAACGGACGGACGGUCAAUGUCCCGCGAGGGAAGGUGCUGGGUGGUUGCAGCGCCAUCAACGGCAUGAUAUAUGCGCGUGGCUCUGCCGACGAGUAUAACCGUCUCGCUACCGUCUCCGGAGAUGCAGGGUGGUCAUGGAAGAAUCUCAAGUCCUACAUGCUCAAGAACGAGCAACACAGUCCUCCGUGGAACGGCCGCUCCAACGUGGGCCAGUACGACCCUGCCUGGCAUGGAAACGGGCCUUUGCUAACAGGCCUUACUCCACAAGUUUUUGAGCUCGAUAAUCGCGUCAUGGCCAACACGAGGACUGUCCCGAACGCCUUCCCUUUCAACCUGGACCCUAACUCGGGCGUGCUCAAUGGUGUUUCAUGGCUUGAGACCACUGUUGGCAAUGGCAUGCGCAGCACGUCUGCAUCGAAAUACCUUCACCCAGCGGUCAAUACACGAAGCAACCUCGACGUUCUAAUCAAUACGCAAGUCACUAAGCUCGUUCAGACAGCGUCAAAGACUUUCCGAGGAGUCCAGGUCGCUCAGGGUGCCCAGGCUGCAAGCUUCUCAUUCACCGCUUCCAAAGAGGUCAUUCUUUCUGCAGGCAGUAUUGGCACGCCCCAACUCCUUCUCCUUUCUGGUAUUGGUCCAUCAGCGCAGCUCCGGCCAUUAGGCAUUCCGACUGUCCUUGACAAUCCCGAUGUGGGCCGUAAUCUGCAAGACCAGACGAUCCUCAACCUCCAGUGGGAGGUAAACCCGGCCUUCUCCACCCUCAGCGCCUUCUUCGCCAAUGCGACCGCCUUCGGGGGCGCCCUCGCUGAAUGGCAGGCAACACAUACUGGCUUUGCUGCGGGCAACACCGUUGUCAACACCAUCGCCUUCCUGCGUUUGCCAAACAACUCCCCGCUCCUCGCCAACCGGCCGGACCCCGCAGCUGGGCCCGGCUCGCCGCACUUUCAGAUGGCCUUCCUGAACCUCUUCCUGGGCAACCCCGGACAGGCCGCGCCCGCCAGCGGGAGCUUCAAUACUGUCGCGCUCGUGCUGCAGUCCCCCACAACAGUUGGCUCCGUUAAUAUCACCUCCUCUUCCGCGUUUGCGAAACCAGCAAUCGACAACGCCCUCCUCGGUACCUCCUUUGACAUCGGCACCAUGGUCGCUGCCGCCCGCACGGCCCAGGCAUUCUUCUCGACCCCGGCCUUUGCUGGGUACUUUGUCAGCCCGGCACCCGAAACCGCAGCAGCCUUGGCGAGCGACGCCGCGCUGACCGCAUAUAUCCGCAAAUAUGCUGAUUCGAUUAAGCAUCCCGUAGGGACGGCGCGCAUUUCGAAAGGGUCAGACAGGACGGGCGUCGUUGACGGGUCGCUGUUGGUUAAGGGAUUGACUGGCGUCCGGGUUGUGGACGCUAGUGUAUUGCCACUUGCCCCCGCGAGCUUCCCCCAAGGCGAAGUCUAUAUUCUCGCGGAGCGCGCCGCCGACAUCGUCAAGAAGGCGUGGAACCUGCAUUAA
This is a messenger RNA of Mycena indigotica, 1806 nucleotides long. RefSeq names its product Aryl-alcohol oxidase-like protein. Bases 1 to 1806 code for a protein of 601 amino acids. NCBI's taxonomy places the organism in Eukaryota, Fungi, Basidiomycota, Agaricomycetes, Agaricales, Mycenaceae. The record is from RefSeq and is a predicted model, not a curated record. The transcript has 8 exons. Gene Ontology annotation, molecular function: flavin adenine dinucleotide binding; oxidoreductase activity, acting on CH-OH group of donors.